UCACUCCUCCGGCGCGACUUUCCGGCGGAGGCGCGCGCUCCCGCUCUGACGUCAGCUACGCUCUCCGAGUGGCCGCCAGACCGCGGAGUCGCAGCGAUGACUGAGGCUGAUGUGAAUCCGAAGGCCUACCCCCUUGCAGAUGCCCACCUCACCAAGAAACUACUGGACCUUGUUCAGCAGUCAUGUAACUACAAGCAGCUUCGGAAAGGAGCCAACGAAGCCACCAAAACACUCAACAGAGGCAUCUCUGAGUUCAUCGUGAUGGCGGCAGACGCUGAGCCUCUGGAGAUCAUCCUACACCUUCCGCUGCUGUGUGAGGAUAAGAACGUGCCCUACGUGUUUGUGCGCUCCAAGCAGGCCCUGGGCCGGGCCUGCGGGGUCUCCAGGCCCGUCAUCGCUUGUUCUGUCACCAUCAAGGAAGGCUCACAGCUGAAGCAGCAGAUCCAGUCCAUUCAGCAGUCCAUUGAAAGGCUCUUAGUCUAAACUGGUGGCCUGCGCCCCCUCCUCCCUGAGUCCUCCCCCUGGGGGGUUGUAUCAUAGCGUCGGUGUUAGCAUGUAGUACCUCCAGCCACCUCCUUUUGUUAAUAGUAUAGUACUAAAUCUGG
This is a messenger RNA of Hyaena hyaena (striped hyena), 605 nucleotides long. RefSeq names its product small nuclear ribonucleoprotein 13 (gene SNU13). The transcript is spliced from 3 exons. The coding region runs from base 97 to 483 and encodes 128 amino acids. The record is from RefSeq and is a predicted model, not a curated record. Gene Ontology annotation, biological process: mRNA splicing, via spliceosome; ribosome biogenesis; maturation of SSU-rRNA. Gene Ontology annotation, cellular component: small-subunit processome; precatalytic spliceosome; box C/D methylation guide snoRNP complex. Gene Ontology annotation, molecular function: RNA binding. Lineage: Eukaryota; Metazoa; Chordata; Mammalia; Carnivora; Hyaenidae.